GUUAUUUCAUGUUGUCAGGAUCAUCAUGACAUGAUGCAGCAUCACACUGGGAAUCUACAAUAUUCCAGACGUCAUAGUAAGUGCUCUACACGCACUUUCCAAUUUGACUUUCAUAGCAAUCCUGUCAGGUAAGGCUUAUUUUCCCCAUAUUAUUGACGAAGACAAAAGGAAAUUAUCUUUAAAAAUUCUAUUCUUAUAGGUUUCUCAUUCAAAAAUAACUAUGCAGCAGAGAUUAACAGCAAUUAGAAGCAACAAGGAAGCUUAGGAUGGCCUGGCCUGAUUUUACUGACAUGCCUGAACCGGCUAAGUCUGCUCCUGCCCCUAAAAAGGGCUCUAAAAGAGCUGUGACCAAGGCCCAGAAGAAGGACGGCAAGAAGCGCAAGCACAGCCGCAAGGAGAGCUACUCUGUGUACGUGUACAAGGUGCUGAAGCAAGUCCAUCCGGACACCAGCAUCUCCUCCAAGGCCUUGGGAAUCAUGAACUCCUUCCUCAAUGACAUUUUCGAGAGCAUCACUGGCAAGACAUCACGCCUGGCGCAUUACAACAAGCGCUCGACUAUCACAUCCAGGGAGAUCCAGACCGCCGUGCGCUUGCUGCUACCUGGGGAGCUGGCCAAGCACGCCCGAGUCCGAGGGCACUAAGG
Bubalus bubalis (water buffalo) is the source of this 643-nucleotide messenger RNA. RefSeq names its product histone H2B type 1-K-like. The record is from RefSeq and is a predicted model, not a curated record. Gene Ontology annotation, molecular function: DNA binding; structural constituent of chromatin; protein heterodimerization activity. The transcript is spliced from 2 exons. Lineage: Eukaryota; Metazoa; Chordata; Mammalia; Artiodactyla; Bovidae. Gene Ontology annotation, cellular component: nucleosome. The coding region runs from base 267 to 641 and encodes 124 amino acids.